AUGCCCCCCGCAGCAGUAACCAAUCUAGGCUACACCCCACCAGACGGAGGCUGGGGCUGGGCUGUCGUCUUCGGCGCUUUCAUCUCCAUAGGAUUCUCGUAUGCCUUUCCCAAGUCCCUCACCAUCUAUUUCAAGGAGAUUCAGGAAUAUUUUUCAGUUUCCUACAGUGAGAUUGCCUGGUUGUCCUCAGUCAUGCUUGCUUCUAUGUAUGCAGGAGGCCCUGUCAGCAGUAUACUGGUCAAUCGCUAUGGCAGCAGACCUGUGGUUAUAGUUGGCGGGGUCAUGGUUUGCACUGGCAUGGCUCUUGCUUCUUUUGGAACUAAUAUAAUACAUCUGUACCUCUGUGUUGGAGUAAUUGGAGGUUUUGGUCUCGCCUUCAACUUGCAGCCCUCCCUGACGAUCAUAGGCACUUACUUCCAGGUCAAAAGGCCCAUGGCCAAUGGACUCGCUAUGACUGGAAGUCCAGUUAUUCUCUCCACUCUGGCUCCUCUCAAUCAGUUUCUGUUUGAUUCCUUUGGUUGGAGGGGGAGCUUCCUCAUCCUGGGAUCCAUUGUUUUGAACUGCUGUGUAGCUGGUGCUUUGAUGAGACCAGUCAACAAAAGCAUACAACGGAAAACAAUAGAUGAGUCAUCAAAUACCCACUCCGAUAACCUUCAGACUGAAGAUCAAAGUGAGAGCAAGGGUCACAGCUUUGUGCAGAAAUUCAUAGAUGUCUCACUUUUCAGACACAGGGGCUUCCUCAUUUAUCUAAUUGGUAAUGUGGUCAUGUUUUUUGCCUUUUUUGCACCUGUGGUUUUCAUGGCUCCAUAUGCCAAACAUCAAGGGAUUGAUGAAUAUUCAGCAGCUUUCUUGCUCUCCAUUUUUGCUCUGGCGGACAUGUUCAUUAGACCGACAACUGGCUUCGUUGGCAACACCAAGUGGAUUAGGCCGAGAAUACAGUAUUUUUUCAGUUUUGCUGUUUCAUACAAUGGCAUAUGUCACCUAAUGUGCCCACUGGCAUCUGGCUAUACAGGCCUAGCUAUAUAUGCUGUCUUCUUUGGUUUGGCAUUUGGGAUGCUUUCUGCACUCCUUUUUGAAGUUCUAAUGGACCUUGUUGGAGCUCCUCGUUUCUCCACUGCUGUUGGACUUGUCACCAUUAUUGAGUGUGGGCCAGUGCUUCUGGGACCUCCAAUGUCAGGAGCUUUGGUUGAUUAUUUUGGUGAUUACAAAUACAUAUAUUAUGCAUGCGGUGUAUUCAUGCUGGUUUCUGGCAUAUUUUUCUUCGUUAUGCAUUACUACAACUAUAAAAAACUGGAUGAGGAGCGCAGGAAGAGCAAAGCAAUGGAGACAAGGAAUUCUGACGAGGCAGUACAAUUAAAAAUGAACCAGGCUGAUAGAACGAUGAAUGAAACAGAUGAAUGA
This is a messenger RNA of Pelmatolapia mariae (spotted tilapia), 1401 nucleotides long. RefSeq names its product solute carrier family 16 member 7 (gene slc16a7). Gene Ontology annotation, biological process: transmembrane transport; monocarboxylic acid transport. The transcript has 5 exons. Gene Ontology annotation, molecular function: monocarboxylic acid transmembrane transporter activity. NCBI's taxonomy places the organism in Eukaryota, Metazoa, Chordata, Actinopteri, Cichliformes, Cichlidae. The record is from RefSeq and is a predicted model, not a curated record. The coding region runs from base 1 to 1401 and encodes 466 amino acids. Gene Ontology annotation, cellular component: plasma membrane.